AUGCCACCUCCUGUCGGCAGAUACGGGCCUUCUGGCCUGAGCGGUCCUUAUACACAUUUACAACAAGCGCAUCUCCAACAACAGCAACAGCAACAGCAGCAAGCUCAACAUCAUCCGGCCCACGCCCAGUCGGCCAACACGGCGCUCCCUCCUCCCUCCCUUGGCGGCCACCCCGGUUUUGCGGCCGGCAACCCGAACACUAACAUCAAUCCUUUUACAUUAUCAGGGACAGGGAUUGCGAACGGCAUGUCUGUCGCCGGGUUUACGGGGGCUGGUGAUGGAGGGGGCUCUGGUUUGGCGAGCCACGCGGCCCAGAUCGGUUUCGCGAGAGGGGCACAGAUGCAGCAACAGCAAUUACUUCAGACUCACGAUGGCCGGUUAUCUCUCGAGACGAAAGCGGGCGGCGUGAAGACUCGGAUACGGGAUGUAUGGAAACACAAUCUGGCCCAGGAGAUGGCCGUGUUACGGCAGUUGGUCGAGAAGUAUCCUUACAUCAGCAUGGAUACCGAGUUUCCUGGCAUUGUCGCUCGUCCCAUCGGUUCAUUUACAAAUAAAGCCGAUUAUCACUACCAGACCCUUCGAUGCAACGUUGACCUCUUGAAAAUGAUCCAACUCGGCAUCACCUUGUUCUCGGCCGACGGGGAAGUCCCUCCGCCCAAUGCUACAGAUGCAAAUGGACAGCCAUUGGGAAACAGCCUGGUACCCGCUCCGUGCACAUGGCAGUUCAACUUCCGCUUUUCAUUAGAGAACGACAUGUAUGCGCAGGAAUCGACAGCCAUGCUUGCCAAGGCCGGUAUUGACUUCAAUAUGCACGAAAAGAAUGGAAUCGAUCCUUUCGAGUUUGGAGCCCUUCUGAUCAGUUCUGGACUCGUCCUACUCGACGAUGUACACUGGGUUUCGUUCCAUUCCGGCUACGAUUUCGGCUACCUAAUGAAGAUCAUGUUGUGCCAACCUCUGCCAGAGAACGAGGAGGAUUUCCACACACUUCUCAAGAUUUUCUUCCCGUCGUUAUAUGACAUCAAAUACUUGAUGAAACAUGCAGGACGCAAUCAAGCUGUCAACGAUUCGCCGCUGACUCCAGCCGCCGUGCAGAUCUUGACGAGCCUGGGCCAAAAGUCCGGUCUUCAGGACAUUGCGGACGAGCUCGGUGUGAAGCGGGUCGGCAUUGCGCAUCAGGCAGGGUCUGACUCACUCGUCACGGGCGAGAUCUACUGGAAGAUGCGUCAGCUGAUCUUCAAUGGCAAGAUCGAUGAGGCUAAGUACUCGGGGCAAAUCUGGGGUCUGAACGGCCAAAUGCCAGCACUGACAUAUCACAUGCAACCUCAUCAAACACCGAAUCUCAACGGAGCCACUAUCUACUCGGCAGCCGGGACACCGAGCACACCCAAUACCGGUCGUCAAACUCCUCAACAUCACGGUGUUAAUUUAGGUGGUGCACUGACUCCUGGUGGUGCAGGUGGGGUCUUGGGGGCGUUUCAAACAGGGAAGGCAUGA
Molecule: messenger RNA, 1494 nt
Organism: Aspergillus viridinutans
Lineage: Eukaryota; Fungi; Ascomycota; Eurotiomycetes; Eurotiales; Aspergillaceae
Product: CCR4-NOT core DEDD family RNase subunit POP2
Exons: 2
Coding region: 1-1494 (497 amino acids)
Cellular component (GO): CCR4-NOT complex; P-body; CCR4-NOT core complex
Molecular function (GO): nucleic acid binding; poly(A)-specific ribonuclease activity
Source: RefSeq, a predicted model, not a curated record